Messenger RNA from Cynoglossus semilaevis (tongue sole), 6033 nucleotides. RefSeq names its product innate immunity activator a (gene inavaa). The record is from RefSeq and is a predicted model, not a curated record. Lineage: Eukaryota; Metazoa; Chordata; Actinopteri; Pleuronectiformes; Cynoglossidae. Gene Ontology annotation, biological process: positive regulation of protein ubiquitination; adherens junction maintenance. Bases 3685 to 5454 code for a protein of 589 amino acids. The transcript is spliced from 9 exons.
AUUAUAUAUUGUAAAAAAUUAUAAGAAAGUUUAAAAUAUAUUUUAUAUAAUUUUUUAUUUACAUUGAAUAUUUUAUUUAUUCGUUUAUACUUUUUGUAGUAUUUUGAAAAAGUGUUGUCUUAAUGAAUGUGUUAUUGCAUCACAUUUUAGAUACUUUACCACUCAUACUUUACCUGACUUCUAUGUAAUGAAUAAUGAAUUUUAGUGCAUUUUUUAGUAUUGUUUUAGCAUUUCAUUUCCUCCAGGUUACACUACACAGCUGUGGUUGUUUGUAAAUUCUGGUAUUUCUUUUUCUUAUACCCAUUCACACGAUUGGAAAAUGAGUGCCUCACUCACACUGACUGCAAAUUAGAAAUAAUUUAAUUAACAGUCAAAGGAGCUAUUGUGCCCCAUGAGGGGCUAUAAUUUCAUUAUGUUUAGUGUAUUACAAUUUUUCUACCUCCUCACUUUAAUGUCAACUAAAGGUCAAUGGUUUCAUCCAGACUUUGUUUGUACUAUGGACCAAGUAACGACAACUCUUAUCAAUAAUGAAAAACAUAUAUGGGUAAAAGGGGACGUUCGUUUUCUUAUCUGUAUUUCCGGGCUGAUAUAAUACAGCAGUUCCCAGCCAGAAAUAACUGCGGGGCCGAUGUGUGAACCAACAAGCAGGUCAGGGGCAGUUUGUGUCCAGAGCUGCAGAAUCAACAGCAGCCUUCUGCAGCAGGUCUGCCCACAUGUUGACAGACUGCUGUGUAGAUGUGGUGCCAAAGACAACACCUCAGUGUUGUCCUGCCCCUGCGGUCACCCACCAGCUCUUUUGUUUACGGUGGUUAUUUAUGUAAAAAAGUGGAAAUCACGUCCUGCUGGUGACCUGAGGUGACCUUCAGUGCCCAUUAAAAAAAAAAGCAACAGAGAUAAUGAUUAGGAGAGAUGAAAUUUCCCAUAAUACCUCAGUCAUUCCUUCAGCCUGUGUGGAACAAUGGAGCAUCUCUUCUUACCCGCUGUAUUUAUGUAGUCGCUGGGCCGUGACAGAGCUGCUGUGUCUGGACAGCAUAUGGCCUCCAGAGACUGGAGCAGGCCGCUGUGGUGGUGCUGAUUACUCCUGCAUUGUGUCUGUUGGAGAGCGGAGACUCUGCUGUAGUUCACCGUGUUGAUUUGAACGAGCACUGACAAAUAAAAGCAGCUUACAGAGUUCGAGCCUUUAACCAAACCACCUCACAGCUACAGUCCACAUCUCCACCGUGCUGUCACCAGUCUCCGGUGUGUGUGCGUGGACGGUCCAAAGUCAACACAGCUCCUUAAAGCAAAGAUCUGACACCAGUGAAGUGCCCUGUAACACAACACUCCCUCCCUCCUUUUCAGCUACUCCCCGAAACUGAUGCACUUUUCCUCCAGCAGCCCAUACUGCCUAGAGUGGAUCCAUUCUGCUGAAUGGAUUUUGGCUUCUCACCAGACUCUGGAAUAAGGCAUGCUGUAAAGUCGUUUGGUUUCUUCCAUAGUAUCAGCACUCAGUGGAGAAUCUUAAUUACAGGGUUCAGGCAGGCCUCGGUCUGUUGCAGGCAUCCCUGACUGCUUCCUGGGCCAGGCCGGUCCCCGUUGGUAAUUCCAGGGCCGACCACAGUGGUAAUGAGCACGGUGGUGGAGGCAUUCCAGGAGAUCUCAGCUCUGGAGGCUCAUGGGAAAGGGUGGUGGGGGGAAGUCAGCGAGACAGUGAAUUCGCAUCUUGAUCCCCAGCCAUAAACACCUACUUCCGAUGAUGUCGCCCUGUAACGGUCCAGUGAGGAUCAUCAAGGCCCGUCCUUUGACACAUUCUAGGUCGUCCUCAUCAGCGGUGAUUAAAGACGUUAUGACUACAUCAGUCUAGUCUGUCGGGUGGAGACAGUGCUAUCACGAGUCAUCCUUCGAGGAAAUUGGCUUUUACUCCUGUUACACCCAUAAAGUUCUACUCUACUGAGGGGCUUUCAUGCUUCAAAAGUGAACAAACUUUUCCAGCUUUUUUUUUUUUGAAAGCUAUGAUAAAUGGAUUUGCAGUAAUCUGCAACUUCUGCUGAGACAAAGUCACACACCCACCCAUCCACCCACCCACUCAUUUUUAACCACAAACAUUAGCAAGAGUUAUGGAGUGAAAGUGGGUAAAUCCCACAUUACCAUCGUCGGCUGAAAUCCUGUUGACGUCUUGGGUUUUUGUGAUUGCUACAGUGCUGAGAAGGCCGUGACCUUGUACAGUGAAAAACAACUCAGCGCUCUUCCUUUCUUCACCUCUCACUGCAGCAGUCUCUCAGUAUUGGCCCAACAAUGCAGCUCCGGCCCAGAGCGGUGCUGUCAGCAGAUAUUCUGCCUACAGCAGACUAUUGAGGCCGAUCGCUGGAUACAGGGCCUUUGUUGCAGUGUUGUUUUACUGGCUCUGGCUGGGCCUCUCUCCGUGCCACUGUCUGCUCACAGCUCUGUCAGUUCACACGGGCUGCUGCGGAGAAUGGACCGGGCCGAUGGAAUACACAAUGGUUUCCUGUUAGAGGAGGUUGUCAUCUGAGGCUUCCUGCUCCCAGCAGGAAAAGGUCUGAUAUAAAUCUCCGAAAACAAGGGAUGAGGCAGAAGCUGAGGAUUAAACACAGCAGCUCUGGCCACACAAUUACUCACGGGGUAUUUUUACACCACACUGGCUGCCGCAUUAUUCUUGCCUGUCUCACUUUGGCAGUUAGAUGAAGAAGUUGUUGCCACUGUUUCUUCACGAGGUAGGCACAGGAAAAACAGUAGACGAUCAAAAUGGGGUUUUUUUGUUGUUUUUGAGCACAAAAACAGCUUAUUGUUGGUUACAGAAUCUCAGAUGUGUGACACCUAAUCAAUUGUUUAAUGUGGUGACAACCAUAUUAUGUUAAAUUACAGUUACCACCGGACUGAAACUUUUUUAUUUUGAUCUAUUUCUCCCUUAUCGUCUGGCGUUUUCAUCAAUAAUAGGAGAAUAGUCUUCUCCUUCUUCCUGUCGUCCGUCUCCAUCUCUCGUUUUUUGGUUAUCGUCAGUCAGAUGUUUGGGGCACAACAACAAUAGAGAAGUGCACAUCGGGACCAUAAACAUGAAUUGUGUUCUCCUGUUUCUGAAAGUGUGUCAGCGCUGCACAGGAGUCAGCAGGGACCAUGUGACCUGCUGCUGUGUACAAACCCAGCAUUGAGACAUUCUUCCACUUCAAAGCCCCCAGAGAGUUCUCUGGACACUGGUUGAAUAGGAGCCGUGGGAGGGGUGUGUGGGGGAAACAGGUGCAGUCCCUGAGCGGGGUAAUUCCUGCUUCCAUCUUCUUUCUUUUCUGGGGUCCGGGCUCUUUAAACGCCCCCUGCCACACCUCAUGGCGACACACUCCCCCGAACGGCAGCACCGUGCCUCGUCACCAUGGCAUCACGAUUCGGAUUAACCUCUGCACAUGUGCCGAGUCAACCGUGGGGGUCUGCCUCUUUUGUAAUUGAGCAUGUGGGGAAGGGGAGGGGGGUGCUGGAGGAGGUGGAGGAGGCUGAUACUGAGCUGCAUGGAUAAGUGUGUGAAAGGACACUCGCCAGGCAUUCACUUUUGUUAAGUAAAGCAGCAGGAGGGAGACUGAAUGAAGCCAUGUGGCAGGAAGGCAGCAAGAGAGUCUAUUUUGUUGUAAAUGACCAGUCUGAUCAGAACAAACAUGUUUCAACAGGUAUUUAAAAAAAGCUGGGGAGCAGACAGUGGAGAUGACGGCCGUCGAGAGUAAAGAGGAGAUCAGUGACACAGACAGUGGGAUUAUUCUGCACUCUGGUCCAGACAGUCCCACGUCUCCAAUCAAAGACCUGACCACUCACACCAGAGCCCUGAAGCUGAAGCACCAGUGUCUGGAGGAGCGUCUGGAGCUCUGUCUGCUGGAGCUGAGGAAGCUCUGCAUCAGAGAGGCAGAGCUGACUGGUCAACUGCCCUCUGACUACCCCCUGAUGCCUGAUGAACAGCCACCUCGGGUCAGAAGAAGGAUCGGAGCUUCUUUUAAGCUGGAUGAAGGGCUGAUCCAUGUGGAUCAACAGAAUCCAGAGCUGCAGGCACUGGAAACUGACCUGGCUCUCCAGCAGCAGAUUUAUGAAGCUGCUCGUAAACUCUCACUGGAGGGGAAUCUCAGCAAACCACAGAAGAAGAGCAGGCUGCAGCAGUGCAAGAGGGAGGAGAAGAAAGUGAAGGAUCUGCAGGAGGCCGUGUUCCAGCACCGGGUCAAAAGCGAGUGCAACUCACCCUGCAUCACCACCAGAAAUAGUCAAAAUAAAGACGUCAGCUUGUCUGAUGACAGCUCUCUGUCUGAUGUUGUGGCUCUGGAUGAAGAUGUGGACUCGCCCUGCCCCCUCUCUCCUCCAGUGUUGGGCACCUCCUAUUCAGACCCCCUCCAUCUGUCAGCCAAAACCCUGCAGAGCAGCCAGAUCAGUGUGGAGUACGAGCGCUCCCCCAUUCAGAACUCUCCGUGGAAGGAGUCCAGUCUGGAUCAGCCGUACAAGAAGACCACGGAGCCCCAGUCCUCCUGCAGCAGCAGGUCCAGCAGUCCUGCAGGAACACGUGUCUUUGCGCAGAGUUCCCACAUUCCCCUGUCUCAGUUUAUCAAGAACUCAGCUCUGCGUCACAACCACUCCACCAGCGCCCCCUCUACUCCAGAGCUGCGCAUACGUCGCCAGUAUUCCCAGUCUUUCAGGCUUCCCAGAAAUAAGCCACCUGCAGAUCUGGAGCGCCUUCCCUCAAUCAACCGAGGUCGAGCUAAACUCCCACAGCGACUGUGUGCAGCUGACUUUAUGAUGCGCUCUCUGGAUUACUCCCCACUGCGUCCAUACCAGUCCAGCUCUGAGGACAGCAGUUCGGAGCACUCGUCAUCCUCUUACGUCAGCUCCCCAGGCAGGGAACGACCCAGUGAGAUCCCAACACUCAGCCCACCACCUUAUGGAUUCCACUUUGGAGCUCAGAAGAAAGGACAAUCAAACGUCUCCAUCCCACACAGAAACAAUCAAUCUGGGCCUGGCACCGGUUACACCAAGCCUUCUGUUACUGCAGAGGAAGAGCCUCUCUCCCCCCAAAAUCUGGACAUGGGGAAAUGCAUUCUGUACUCCCCUCCUGUAGCACGCAAACCUCAGCAAAGACAAUGGCAGGAGGGAGCAGCGACCCCGAGGAGAAUUCUGAAACCUCCUCCUCCUCCGUAUACCAGACUGGCCAGAACACCCUCUUUGAAGGAGUAUCCAAACCACGCCUUUAGGCUGCUGCCCAGAGAGAUCGUGUCGGAGGAGCUCAAGUCCUGGCACCAGAGGAACCAGCUACAGAAACUACGACCAGGGAGUGUGGACCAGCAGCCCCUCGGCCCCCUGGGUGUCAUGAGUCCAACAUCACCUCAUCUGCCUUCGUUUGAACGGGGUUCGGGUAAUGUGAUUCUCCAGCGGGCUGCUGACGGGACGCCACUGCAGUGGUUUGUGGCUGAAGAUGCAGAAAUUGUGAGCCAAGUGUAGCUGGGCCACAGCACAUGUUCCGGAGACUGUACUGUAUUUGACUGCUUUUUUAUUUAUCUGUGUAUUUAUUUACAACACGUGGACCUAUUGGUACCUGACCAGCACAUUUCCCCUUUUUUUUCUUUUAACUUAUACAACUUUAUAUAAGGUGCUACACCAUUUAUUAUUUAUUUUAAACUGUUCCCUUGAUAUCAUUUUUGAAUUGAAGAGCUGCUGUGGUUACAAAAUGACUUUUGUUACCCGCACACGUUUGAAAAUCUCCCUACAGUCUUUAAAGAACCCCCUUCAUUCCUGAUAUAACUAUGUAAUUUCUAGCUUACAUAAUAUUUAUGCAUUAUUUAAGGUUUCCCAGCAUAGAGACUUAUUAAUGAAAUCUUGAUAGACAGGAGUCACAACUAAAAUUGUAACCCCCUUGUGGCCGCGAUGUGAAGUUCUUCUAACGAAUUAUCUGAAUAUCACCUUCAUGGUGGUUUGAUGAAUGUUUUUUAUCACAGUAUGAUGACUCUGUUACUAACCAAGUGAUUGUAUCAGUUUUGGUAUUUUUGGUAUAUUUAUAAUAAAGGAAAAUGGGACUGAUGA